UUUAUAGCUAAAGUUUGAAAACCGUGUUGAAUUGUCAAAAAAACUCAUGCUUUCAAAAAAAUUCUGCUAAAGAUUUAAUAAACAGUUCUUCAUUUUUACCCCAUUCAAUUCCCACUUUACACAAAAUGAUGCAAAUCCGGUUAUUAUGUGGAUAUUCGCGUUCCGCUGUCCGACAAAUAUCCACUGCAAGUAUAGUACGAAAUGCAGAAGCAGCCCUAGCUUCUGCCGGCGAUAAACUAACGAUACCCGUUCCAGAAGGAUGUGAUAAACCAGCCAAUCCUAAGCUUGUGUCUAUCGUGGAUAGCAUCGCUACAUUGAAUCUGCUGGAAGUUUCUGAACUCAGUGGUCUGUUGAAGAAACGACUUAAUCUUCCCGAUGCUGCUCUGAUGCCGGCUGGUUUUGGUGCGGGACUUACACCGGCUGCCGCUGGCCCAGCCCCGGAAGAGGAAGAAGCCGCUCCGAAAGUAGUUAAAACUCUUUUCAAAGUAAAAUUAGUCAAAUAUGACGAUAAGCAGAAAGUAGCCCUAAUCAAGGAAGUUAAAAGUCUAUUGGACGGUAUGAAUUUAGUGCAAGCGAAGAAAUUUGUGGAAAGCGCUCCAACUAUGGUUAAGGAAGAUAUUUCGAAAGAGGAAGCAGAAAAGCUGAAAGAAGCCUUCACUAAAGUGGGGGCUAUUAUUGAGAUAGAGUAAGAAGGGAUUUCGAUUAAUUGUAGUGUUAAUAAAGAAUUAUUGUACGUA
Wyeomyia smithii (pitcher-plant mosquito) is the source of this 737-nucleotide messenger RNA. RefSeq lists its product as uncharacterized. Gene Ontology annotation, biological process: translation; mitochondrial transcription. The record is from RefSeq and is a predicted model, not a curated record. Gene Ontology annotation, molecular function: structural constituent of ribosome. Gene Ontology annotation, cellular component: ribosome; mitochondrial large ribosomal subunit. Lineage: Eukaryota; Metazoa; Arthropoda; Insecta; Diptera; Culicidae. The coding region runs from base 126 to 689 and encodes 187 amino acids. The transcript has a single exon.